CCGGGCACACACACCCACAUGCACUUGCUAUCGCUUUAUUUUGCUCAACUCUUGCAAUCUCCACCCAAACCGCUCAACAGACUUACAACAAAUUAACUCUCAUCAGAAAAAUACGGCUUGUCACACAUAACACAUCGCAACCCACAAUGGUCAGAGGGAUUUUCAAAGACCUCGUCAUUGCAGCUGCUGGGGACUUUCCUAGUGAUUGCCCCAACGAGCAAGCGGCCAAGGAAUGGACAAAGCUACGGAAAGGCCGAUUCUCAUCAGACUUGGAUGAUUCUGUGACCCAUCUCGUCUGCACAGACAAGGAUUUCAAAGACAGGAAGAAGAACCGCCGAAUCAAGCAGGCGGAGAAGGGCAAGAGAAAGAUUCAUAUUGUCAGCUGGGACUGGUUCACGUUCUCUUGCACUCACAACAAGAAGCUUCGUGAAAAGCACUAUGACUUCUCUGCAACAAGAGCCAAUGAGAAGGAGAAGUCUCGACAGCAACUCAAGGCACAAAAGAAAGCCCGCAACGCUGUAAUUGGACAAACAUGGAUGAAUCCAGAUCUCUACCGCAUCUUCACCGACAAGACCUUUUUUGAGUACAAGGUUGAUAUCUUCAGGACUUCAGAGGAUGAGUAUGGAGCUCUGCAUGAGAAGUAUGAACUUUAUCUCUUUGAGUCUCAUGCAAUGCCGCGUCUGUACUGGUUUGGCGCAAAGCUAUUCCACAAGAAGGACAGUGGCAAAUGGCAGGCACGUGGUGUUGAGCGCACAAGCCUUACACCAGGACUUUUCAAGCAAGAGUUUCAGCAUUUCGUCAAGUUCUUCGAAAUCAAAACCAGUGUUCGAUGGUGGGACAGAGUCAUCAAGGCUGGAACAAGAGAGAAGAUCUUCUUCAAUUACUCGCCGCCAAUCUGUGGCAAGCCGGUUGGUGGUAGUAUGAAGGGUGAUCUGUACGACAAAUGUGUUUGGAGCAACAAGCGCUGGCUCCGACGCUGGGCAGAGUUGUUUGGAGAUGAGCUGCCUGCCAACCUCCAGAUUGAAGAUGCAGCCAAGAAGAUUCUGGAAAAUCUCGACGAUGAAGCUGGCGAGUUCUUAGAGGCUCAGCCACGCUGUGGUGAUGAGGCGUCUAAUGAACUUCACCACGGAGCUGCCGAAAGCAUCACAAACAACUCCCCUAACAACAAGACCGAAGAUGAGCUCAACGAAACCACCGUGGUUGACAAAGAAGCCUCGAAAGCAUAAGAACAAAGAACCUUGGUAUCUCGAAUGGCUGCAACUUGCUUGCCCUUAACGUUAAACAACGACUUGAGCCCUGAACGCCAUAUUAACGUGGGCGCACACUUUUGAGACCUCGAUAUCACGCAAAGAUUAUACAAAAGGGUAAACCAUAUGGGCCCGAUGCCUAAAGCACCAAAUCAAUAGCUUUUACAGAACUAUGGCAUCAGUUGGAAACAACAUAAUGUCAGUGCUUGGAAGGAGAGAGAGAGGAGAGUCACUCGCAGUCACGUUAGACACGUGACAGGGCAGAUUAUCUGCGGUGGUAAUGAGCAUUCUUGAAUUCUUGACUUAAGGACACUUGAUUGCUGAGGUCCACGGGAGCAGGUCGAGUUUAUAUGCAGGGGAG
Molecule: messenger RNA, 1608 nt
Organism: Colletotrichum navitas
Lineage: Eukaryota; Fungi; Ascomycota; Sordariomycetes; Glomerellales; Glomerellaceae
Exons: 5
Coding region: 147-1226 (359 amino acids)
Source: RefSeq, a predicted model, not a curated record